Fragaria vesca subsp. vesca is the source of this 495-nucleotide messenger RNA. RefSeq names its product centromere protein V-like. The coding region runs from base 1 to 420 and encodes 139 amino acids. Lineage: Eukaryota; Viridiplantae; Streptophyta; Magnoliopsida; Rosales; Rosaceae. The record is from RefSeq and is a predicted model, not a curated record. The transcript has a single exon.
AUGGAGUCUGAGAUGGCAGUACAUGAUGGUGGGUGCCACUGCAAGAAUGUAAGAUGGCGAGUUCAAGCACCUGCUAAGGUUGUGGCUUGGAGUUGCAACUGUUCGAAUUGCUCUAUGAGGGGUAACACAAAUUUCAUUGUCCCUUCUGAAAGAUUUGAACUUUUGGGUAAUUCUGAACAGUUUCUUACAACUUAUAGCUUCGGUACUCACACGGCAAAGCAUACUUUCUGUAAGGUCUGUGGGAUAACUUCGUUUUAUUAUCCGCGCUCAAACCCUGACGGGGUUGCCAUCACAUAUAAAUGUGUUGAUCUUGGAACACUAACCUACGUUGAGGUUAAGUAUUUUGAUGGGAAAAAUUGGGAGAACUCCUACAACCAGUCGAACAUUGCUUCGCAGUCAAAGGUAGACUCUGGGAACUAAAGGGAUGAAGAAUGCUACAAGUUGAAAUCUUUUCUUUUCAACAAAUAAGAUUUUCAUGAAACUUGUAUAUAUACU